Phoenix dactylifera (date palm) is the source of this 1211-nucleotide messenger RNA. RefSeq names its product protein LURP-one-related 8-like. NCBI's taxonomy places the organism in Eukaryota, Viridiplantae, Streptophyta, Magnoliopsida, Arecales, Arecaceae. The record is from RefSeq and is a predicted model, not a curated record.
AGAGCUCCUACUCGCUUCCAUCACCACGGCUCCGUAAAAUAAAAUACUAAGCUCCCGUUCUCCUCGUCUUCUUCUUCUUCUUCUUCUUCUUCCUCCAGUUUCCGGCGACCAGAAAACAGAAUACGGCGGGAAUGACAAAGGUACAUCCGAACGCCUCGUCCGCAGCCGAGGCCGCCCCUAGGGCGGACUUCUCCGGCGGAUGCUGCGGCGGCGGGGUGCCGGAGACGGCGGUGCUGACGGUGUGGCGGAAGUCGCUCCUCUUCAACGGGAACGGGUUCACGGUCUUCGACGCGAAGGGCAAUCUCCUCUUCCGAGUCGAUAACUACGCGUCGGGGAAUAAGGGGGAGAUCGUGCUUAUGGACGCCGCCGGCAAGCCGCUCCUCACCAUCCGACGAAAGAGGCUGAGCCUGGGCGAUCACUGGCUGAUUUACGACGGCGAGGAGGCGGCCGACCCGCGGUUCUCGGUACGGAAGCACGUGAAUCUCCUCCAGUCCAAGGCGCUGGCGCACGUGACCCCGUGCCACGGUGGCGCCGAGGGCUGCGUCGCCACCCACUACGAUAUCCAGGGGUCCUACUCGCAGCGGUGCUGCUUGGUCUACGACGAGCGGCGCCGGCAGCUGGCGGAGAUCAAGCGGAAGGAGGCCGUCGGAGGCGUCGCCUUCGGCGUGGACGUCUUCCGCCUCAUCGUCGAGCCGGGAUUCGACGCGUCCGUCGCCAUGGCCAUCGUCAUCAUCCUCGAGCAAAUGUUCGGCUCUCGAGGCUCACUGCUCAGAGGAUAGCAAAGCUUUUGGAUUGGAACUUAAAAGAGAGCUCUCUAAAGCUCUGAUCCUCUCUGUUUAUACUGUGGCUAGUGCUGUUGUGUAGCAUCCAUCUCAAUAGGUAGAACGAAGUUUUUCAAAAAGAAAAAGAUAAAAAAAAAGGAUAGGUCUUAGGUGAGAUGGGAUGUAACCAGAAAAGGAAAACAAGAGGGAAAGAAAAAGGGAAAAAAAGGAAAAAAAAAAACUUUUUUUAUGCUUUCAUUGGCUUUGGUGUUACAUGGGUUUGCCAUGGAAGAGUGUUAAAAAAAAAAGGAGUUUUGGGUGGCGUCGUUAGAACGAAAUGUGAAUUAUGGUGCCAAUGAGGGGCAAUUAUGAAUAGUUAUACGGUGUAAAUAACAGUGAUCUCCUUUUUUUUUUUUUGUAAUUCCAACACCGGAAGAACUUAAACUUUCC